This is a messenger RNA of Aspergillus calidoustus, 1073 nucleotides long. NCBI's taxonomy places the organism in Eukaryota, Fungi, Ascomycota, Eurotiomycetes, Eurotiales, Aspergillaceae. The record is from the annotation of a GenBank genome assembly.
AUGUCUGCAGUCCUCAUCACCGGCGCGACCGGCUUCAUCGGCGCCCAAGUCGCCCUCCGCACCCUCGAGGCCGGCCACACAGUCCGCUUCGUCGUGCGUCGCGAAGCGCAAACCAGCAAGAUCCAAGCCCUCUUCUCCACAUACGCCGACAAAAUCAGCUUCGUCGUGAUCCCCGACAUCACGGUGUCGGGUAGUUUCGAUGAUGCCCUCCAGGGGAUCGAAUAUGUCAUCCACGUCGCUUCGCCUUUGGCAAGCGCGGGCGGCGAUCUGCUCCAGCCGGCGGUGCAGGGCACGCUCUCGGUGCUGGAGUCGGCGUUGAAGGCCUCGAGUGUCAAGAGGGUUGUUGUGACUGCUUCUGUGGUAUCGCUGGUCUCGCUGGGGCCGAUUGCCGAUGGGACUGUUCUCCGAGAGGACAAUGAAAUCGACUUCACAAUCGACAAGGAGGCCCUGCCCAGUCAGUCCCCCUUUACGCAAUACCACGCCAGCAAACUCGCCUCCUACAAAGCCGUGCUCGACUUCCAGGCGACGCAAAACCCGCAUUUUGAAAUCAUCACCAUCCACCCCGUCUACGUCUUUGGCCGCAGCCUAAUCCAAGAAUCCGCCGCCGACCUCGCGGGCACAAACGGCCUGCUCUUCCAGGCACUGAUGACGGAGACGAAUGCCUUUGGGCACUUCCUCGGCGUCCACGUUGAUGAUGUUGCGGUUGCGCAUGUGCGGGCACUGACAGUCAAGAAGAAUGAGGGGGAACCCGUGCAGGCGUAUUUGCUUGCGGGCGAGAAGAAGUCGUGGAAAGAGGUUUACGACUUUGUCAAGAAAGAGUUUCCGUCUCUGCCAAUUAAGCUGGAGCCCGUUGAUCGGUCCAACUAUGAGGUUGAUGCCUCGAAGGCGGAGAGGGAGUUGGGCAUUCAGUUCAAGGGGAUGGAGGUGCAGGUUGGCGAAGUGGUGAAGCAGCAGUUGGAGCUGAGGGGGUCUGCUUGAAUGUGACUAUGGUUGGGUCAUAAGUUGUUGGUCUGCAAUUGAUUUUGAUGAUACAUAAUUUCAUGUAUCGGGUAUAUCCAUCAUCUAUCUUAAUC